Messenger RNA from Phodopus roborovskii (desert hamster), 797 nucleotides. RefSeq names its product PABPN1 like, cytoplasmic (gene Pabpn1l). Gene Ontology annotation, molecular function: RNA binding. The transcript has 6 exons. The coding region runs from base 9 to 788 and encodes 259 amino acids. The record is from RefSeq and is a predicted model, not a curated record. NCBI's taxonomy places the organism in Eukaryota, Metazoa, Chordata, Mammalia, Rodentia, Cricetidae.
GCAUAUCCAUGUGGCCCUUCCUGAGCAAUGAUCUCUUCCCACCCCCUACUGAAGCCUGGCUCCAGAAAGUCUCCUCAGAUCCUGAAGCCCAAGGUUGGGGGGCCUGGGGAAAGACUGAAAAGACAGCUUUGGGGCCAGAGUCUGGGACAGGAACAGAGAGUGAGGAGGAAGUUGAUAAAGAUGAGGAAGAUGCAGGCUUCCUGCUGUCCAUGCUGGAGGAAGAAACCCUGGCCAAGUCUCCAGUAUACAACCAGGAGUUGGAGGCCAUCAAGCUGAAGCUGUGGGCCAUGGAGCAUGCUGAGGCCCUGCCGGAGCCACCCUAUGUACAGAGAAAGGCCACAGAGGAAGAGGGGGCUGAGGUCAGACAGCUGCUGAGCCCUGAGAUCAUGGGCUGCUUCUUCCCUGGGACCCCCAAGGAGAAGGUGGAGGCUGACCACAGAUCUGUCUAUGUAGGCAAUGUGGAUUAUGGAGGCUCUGCUGCUGAGCUGGAGGCCUACUUCAGCCCCUGCGGGGACAUUCACCGGGUCACCAUCCUGUGUGACAAGUUCUCUGGACACCCAAAAGGCUAUGCCUACAUAGAGUUUGCUUCCCAGAGCUCUGUCCAGGCUGCUGUGGAGCUGGAUGAGAGCACCUUCCGAGGUCGGGUCAUCAAGGUACUUCCUAAAAGGACGAACUUCCCAGGAAUCAGUUCCACAGAUCGUGGUGGGCUGCAGACACACCUGGGCAGCAGGGCCCAGCCCUUCCUUCAUCGAAGACCUCGGUUCAGACACUAUGGACAGAGCCGGUAAGUGGGCCCG